AUGCUCCCACCACUGCCUUGGGUCUCCUCUGUCCAUCCCCACUCAUACACGCAGGAAUGUGACAGUGACCCUGCAGUGACCAUUUGCUCAGAGGAGGUCUACCGAAUGGCAGCAGCAGCUGCAGCACAGGGAUUCCUGAUCCAUGACUGGCUUUGGAACCUCAAGCUUCCCCAAGCCAGUAAUUCCCAUGUGUGGAUGCCUAUGCCUAGGGUCUUGGAGGAGAGCAUUUUAAAGCCUGGCUUCUACUUGACCUACUACUUCUCUGAAUUGUUCCUUGGGGAUCUAGAAAGGACAGACAGAUGUUCCCACGAAGGUAAAGGCGAGCUAGUGGCUCUCGCUGAUUGGUCAGGCCGCCAGCCAGUGAGGAGCGGCCUCAUGGAGCUUUAUAAAAGAAGCGGACGGUGCAAAGCAGCCAGAACCCGGCUGGAGCAGCUCCCAGGGAGGAGCUCUAAGGAAGAAGGAGGCCCAGGGAAAGUUGUCACCACGGCAGUGGCUGUGGCCCUGGAGGGAGCCGUAAUCAGGUCGGAGGCAGGCCCCGUGGAAGAACUCGCCAAACUCGAGUAUCUGUCUCUGGUGUCCAAGGUUUGCACUGAGCUGGACAAUCCCCUGGGGAUCAACGACAAGGAUCUAGCCGAGUUUGGGAUCAGUGUUGCUGAGAAGAAUACCACCUUUCAUACUUUUAAGGCUUCUCCGGUCAAAAACGAUGCAGAAUUCACGGAUUCUCUUACUAGUAACUUGCUGCGUCUCAUACAAACCAUGCGGUCCCCAGAAAAGCCUUCUACAAGCCAAGGUCCAGUUAAGGCGAGAACCCGGAAGGAAAAGCCGAAGGAACUUUUCCUGGUCCUUUGCCAACCAGACAACCCUUCUGUUCGGACCAUGCUGGAAGAGGAUGAUGUUAAAGUUGCCCUGAGAGAACUGGAAGCUUUGAUGCCUCGUGCAGCAGACCAGGAAGGGGAGAGACGCCGCGCCGGGCGGAGGAGCUGCAGCCAAAAUCAAGAGCGAAGCCGAGGUCGAGACCGCAGGUCAAGGCGCCGAUCCCGCUGGCGACCGCGCUCCAGGACCCGGGAGAGAAACAAAGGGCAGUCUGGACAUAGGUCCAGGAACGGAAGUCGGAGCCUCCCCCCACCCCCCACCCCCAGGGACCGGAAGGCGGGACGGAGGGCGGCAUCAAGGAGGGGCGGUCCUCCCCCUGAGGAGCCAGCCACCGGGGACAUGGACAGUGGCAGAGUCAUCAGCGUCGUGCAGUUCAGCUGCUUUGUGCAGCUGGAAGCGCCAAGGAAGCGGAGGGAAGGCGUCGUGCGGGUCUCCCAGCUCCAAUGGGAAGGCCGCGGGGCCGCUGAGGGGAGCAAAGGCUGCAGAGUGAAAGUGAAAGUUCUGCCCUUCACCGGGGCCAAGACCAGCCUGAGCCCCAAGGAUGUGGGUCAAGAGACCGGAGAAGAUUUAAACCCAAACCAACGACGAAAUCUUGUCAGGGAGACUCAUGAGGAGGCCUCAGUGCGGAAUCCGGACAGACCCAGUCACCUCCUGGUGUCAUGCCCCUGAAGGGGAGGACGAGCUGCCGAACACAGGCACCAGGCCCGCGUCUCUGACACAGAGAAGUGGGAGAUCAAACAGAUGAUCGCUGCCAAUGUGCUUUCCAAAGAAGAAUUUCCAGACUUUGAUGAAGAGACUGGCCUUCUCCCUAAGGUGGAUGAUGAAGAAGAUGAGGAUAUGGAGAUUGAACUGGUUGAGGAAGAGCCUCCCUUCCUAACAGGGCACACCAAGCCAAGCAUGGACAUGAGCCCCAUUAAUGUGAAGAACCCAGAUGGCUCCCUCUCCCAAGACCCAGAUGGCUCCCUCUCCCAAGCCUUUGCCUUGGCCAAAGAAAGGGGGGAACUCAAGCAGGCACAGCGGGAAGCUGAGAUGGAUUCUGUUCCUAUGGGACUCAAACACUGGGUUGACCCUCUGCCCGUUGCUGAAGGCAGUCCGAUUGCUGCCAAUGUGAGGGAUAUUGGGGUGAUGCCUAACCACAUUCCUAAGUGGAAGAAGCAUGCCUUUGGGGGAAACCAAGCUUCUUAUGGAAAGAAGACCCAGAUGUCAAUCAUUGAGCAGAGGGAGAACCUGCCCAUCUACAAACUGAAGGAGCAGCUGGUCCAGGCUGUCCAUGACAAUCAGAUCCUGAUUGUUAUUGGGGAGACGGGAUCUGGCAAGACAAUGCAGAUCACCCAGUACCUGGCACAGGCUGUCUACAUUUCCAGGGGCAAGAUUGGGUAUACCCAGCCUACUAGAGUGGCAGCCAUGUUGGUGGCCAAAAGAGUAUCAGAGGUGUUUGAUUGCUGCUUAGGCCAAGAGGUGGGCUACAGCAUUCGAUUUGAAGAUUGCAUUAGCCCCCAAAUGGUCAUCAAGUACCUGACUGAUGAGAUGUUGCUCAGAGAGUGCCUGAUUGACCCUGACCUCACUCAGUAUGCCAUCAUCAUGUUGGACAAGGCGCAUGAGAGGACAAUUCACACUGAUGUACUCUUUGGAUUAUUGAAAAAGACAGUUCAGAAAUGGCAGGACAUGAAGCUGAUUGUCACCUCAGCCACCUUGGAAGUGGUAAAGUUUUCUCAGUACUUCUAUGAAGCUCCCAUCUUCACUAUCCCAGAUCAGACAUACCCAGUGGAAAUAUUGUACACAAAGGAAUCUGAGGGAGAUUAUCUGGAUGCCAGCCUGAUCACUGUCAUGCAGAUCCAUUUAGCAGAGCCACCAGGUGACAUCCUGGUCUUCCUGACUGGUCAGGAAGAGAUUGAUACAGCUUGUGAGAUCUUAUAUGAAAGAAUGAAAUCCCUGGGACCUGAUGUCCCCGAGUUAAUUAUUCUCCCAGUGUACUCUGCUCUUCCCAGUGAGAUGCAGACCCAAAUCUUUGACCCAUCUCCACCAGGCAGCAGAAAGGUUGUAAUUGCCACCAACAUCGCAGAGACAUCACUGACAAUAGAUGGCAUCUACUAUGUUGUGGACCCUGGAUUUGUGAAGCAGAGUGUUUACAAUUCGAAGACAGGGAUGGACCAGUUUCUGGUGAUGCCUAUUUCUCAGGCACAGGCAAAGCAACGAGCUGGCAGAGCUAGGAGAAUGGGCCCUGGAAAGUGUUACAGGCUAUACACAGAAUGUGCCUACCAGGAUGAAAUGCUGACCACCAAUGUGCCAGAAAUAUAGAGAAUGAACUUAGCCAGCAUAGUGCUGUCUCUCAAGGCAAUGGGCAUAAAUGACCUGCUGUCCUUUGAUUUCAUGGAUGCUCCCCCAGGGGAAACUUUGGUCACAGCCAUGGAGCAGCUGUGUACACUGGGGGCCCUGGAUGAUGAGGGCUUGCUCACUCUCCUGGGCCGCAGGAUGGUAGAGUUUCCUCUGGAGCUGAUGCUGUGCAGAAUGCUGAUCAUGGCUGUGCAUCUGAGAUGCAGCAAGGAAAUGCUGACCGUUGUAUCCAUGCUGUCUGUCCAAAGCAUCUUCUACAGACCCAAGGACAAACAAGCCCUUGUUGAUCAGAAGAAGGCCAAGUUUCACCACACUGAAGGGGACCACCUCACCCUGCUGGCUGUGUACAACUCCUGGAAAAACAAGUUCUCAAAACCAUGGUGCUGUGAGAACUAUAUCCAGGCUCGUUCCCUGUACUGGGCCCAGGACAUUCAGAAGCAGAUGUUAGGCAUAAUGGACAGGCACAAGCUGGAUGUCGUUUCCUGUGGUAAGUUCACAGUCCAAGUGCAGAAGGCCAUCUGCAGUGGGUUCUUCCGUAAUGCUGCCAAGAAGGAGGAGGGUUACCGGACACUGAUUGACCAGCAGGUGGUCCACAUCCAUCCUUUCAGUGCUCUCUUCCACAGACAGCCAGAAUGGGUGGUGUACCACAAGCUGGUGCUCACCACGAGGGAAUACAUGUGUGAGGUCACCACCAUCAACCCCCGGUGGCUUGUGGAGUUGGCCCCAGCCUUCUUCAAGGUCUCCAACCCAACCAAAGUAAGCAAGCAGAAGCAGCAGCAGCAUCUUGAACCCUUGUGCAACCGCUACGAAGAGCCCAAGGCCUGGAGAAUAAUCCUGGGCCAUCUGUCAGUGCUGAAAGGCAAGCUUGGCCAUUUGUCUCCCCUGCAGCAGCCUAGGGCUUGGACUUAA
Molecule: messenger RNA, 4116 nt
Organism: Nycticebus coucang (slow loris)
Lineage: Eukaryota; Metazoa; Chordata; Mammalia; Primates; Lorisidae
Product: ATP-dependent RNA helicase DHX8-like
Biological process (GO): spliceosomal complex disassembly
Cellular component (GO): catalytic step 2 spliceosome; intracellular anatomical structure
Molecular function (GO): RNA binding
Source: RefSeq, a predicted model, not a curated record